AUGGCUGUCGCAGGCGUCGACAUGGUGAUUUCAGAGUCGCUGUGCUGGGCCAAAUGGGGUGCCUUGGACACAUACCAGAAACAGUUUGAGUCCUUUCCGCAAGCACAAAAGGCGGGUAAAUCACCUGAGACAGCCACUACAGAAGACUGUAGCGAAUUCUUCCACAAAUUGUACACUCGCGGAAUAAAGGCGAGAACGAUCAACAUUGCCAAGUCCGAGCUGGUGGCGUAUUUCAACAGCAAGCGUGUGUCCCCCGACCCCGCGCAGGACGCCGUUGCUCGUCAGUACAUCGUUGGGCUACAAAAGUUAAACAAGAAGAACAAUGCCGACGAAGAGAAGAAAGCUCACCCUCUGACGGUGCACGAGCUCUCAACUCUGAUGAACAGGCUGUCUGGGCUUCAUCCCUUCGUCGGAUCUCUUCUUCGUCUGCUCUUGGCCGUCGCAUUUCUUGGCUGA
Aphanomyces invadans is the source of this 456-nucleotide messenger RNA. RefSeq lists its product as hypothetical. Lineage: Eukaryota; Oomycota; Saprolegniomycetes; Saprolegniales; Verrucalvaceae. The transcript is spliced from 2 exons. The record is from RefSeq and is a predicted model, not a curated record. Bases 1 to 456 code for a protein of 151 amino acids.